Messenger RNA from Anopheles arabiensis, 8216 nucleotides. RefSeq names its product serine/arginine repetitive matrix protein 1-like. The record is from RefSeq and is a predicted model, not a curated record. Lineage: Eukaryota; Metazoa; Arthropoda; Insecta; Diptera; Culicidae. Gene Ontology annotation, molecular function: guanyl-nucleotide exchange factor activity. Gene Ontology annotation, cellular component: synapse; membrane. Gene Ontology annotation, biological process: activation of GTPase activity; small GTPase-mediated signal transduction; positive regulation of axonogenesis. The transcript has a single exon. Bases 36 to 2162 code for a protein of 708 amino acids.
GACUUUCUCCCAGUAGCGAUAAGAGUGUAGUAGAGAUGUUUGACCCGACCAAGGGUGCGGCCGGUGCGACCACCGCCGAGCGGCCGAAACCGACCCAAACCGACCACCAGGUGGACAGUGCGAUGGAUAAGCAUCUCAAGAACCUCAAUCUCGACAGUCUGAUACAGACGGACAUAGUAGAGUACAUGGAGAAUCUGAAGGAGCAGCACUACGAACGGGAACAGACCGGGCUGCCGACCACCGGCAGCCUGGCGCCGUCCCAGCCCGGCAGCGUUACGCCGGCCGUCGGUGCCUCCCCACUGCCGACACGGGCACGGUCGCCGGCGACCCCACACGACACUACCCACACCACCACACACCAGACGCAACCGACUGCGACCGCCUCCCAUCCAACGUCCCCUCCCCAGAUCGCUUACUCCUCCACCACUCCCAAAGCCCAAGCUGAAGAGCCGAACCAGUGCUUGAAAUCGUCCACCGAUUCCAGUGACUCCGCCGUGGCGCCACCGCCCGAGAUGUCGUCCAGUUCCGGUUCGGGCAAGAGCGAUGACAGCUGCUCGGAGCGGACGGGCGAGAAAGCGUCCGGCAAGGAGCGGCUCAGCUCGUCCGAGGGUGACGGGGGCUCACAGGGCGACCAGCGCUACCACACGCUCAGCGCAUCGUCGGCCAACUCGUCGCCCGACGGUACGCUCAGCCCGAAGCCGGAGAAGACAAAGUCACCGAAGCGCAUGAAGUCGGUCGAGCGUGAAAAGAGCCCGAUUCGCAUCAUCAAGAUCAAGUCGCCGCGGAACAGCAUCGACAUCGAGCGGCACGUGCGCAUCGAGAAGAGCCCCGACCGGGCCCGGCGUGCAUCGAGCCCGAGUGCGGCUGCUGGUGCUGGUGCGACUGCUACAACCUCCAACAAAAAGCCCCCCGAAGGUGGCAUUCUGAAGAAGAAGCAACCGAACGGAGGCGGUGUCGUGGGAGGCAUUCUGAAGCGCUCCGUGAGCCCCUCCGUCGGGAGCAAACCGUCCGAAAGUUCGGACAGCACGGCGUCCAAAACGGACGCCAAUCUGUCGUCCGACUACGAGCAGUAUCAAACGGCCACGGGCAAUCGGUGCUAUCUAUCGCUGUCGAGCGAGUAUCUUGGCGUGGAGAAGGACUACCCACAUAUCUACCAGAAUGCGACGCGCGACGAGAAGGUACGACGGGCGAAGCGGAGCGCCUCGGUCGGUAGCACCGAACGGAUGCGCUCGGUCGAAGGGUACGAGUCAUCGUGUGGCUACUCCCCGAACACCAGCUUCGAUGCGUCCUCGGUCGAGGGCAGCAAAAAGCGAUACAGCAUCUCGUCCGAGCGGUCCACCGGGGAGUACCGCAAGCAGGGCUCGUACAGCCGCUCCAGCUCCCCUCUCAACGUGUACAGUCGCGAUGUGUCCCCGAACCGUUGCUACGCGCGUGGUCUUUCCCCACAAACUUCCCUGACGCGCGGUCUAUCCCUUUCGCCCCAGUCCUCGUUCAAAGGCAUCUCGCCGCAGAGUUCGUUCAGUCGUGGUCCCUCCCCGCAGCGCGGUUACAACAGUCGUGGCCCUUCGCCGCAACGCUCCUCCGGACACGCCAGCCGCGGUGCUUCUCCGAUGCGUGUCGGUGGUGCGUACUACCGCGGUAGUACCUCCCCCCACAGCUACGGAAGAGGUUUAUCCCCGCAGCAAAGCUACAGUAGCCGUGGGCCGUCCCCAACUCGCAACAACUACCCGCGGGGGCUAUCCCCACAACGGCGCGGUAGUCGCCACUACUCACCCCCGAAAGAGCACCACUCCUCGCGUGGCCCAGUGUCGCCGCAGCGCUUCUACAGCCGGGUACCGUCGCCCGAGCGGCACUACGAGCGAGCCCGUGGCCCACUGCCCCUUCCGAAGAGCCACAGCCGCGGUGCAUCGCCCCAGCGCACGUACCGCCUUACCUCGUCCCGGUCGAUCGACAGCUCCUCGUUUCUGGAUUACGAUCAAAAUCCGAACCUGCACUACGCCCGCAUCGAGCACGAUCGGCGCGCCUACCAGCAGCAGCACCAGCAGCAGCUCCAGCAGCAACACCAGCACCAUCUGCAGCAGCAGCAACAGCAAUACGCUUCCCAGUCGACGCACGCUUCUUGUAUGGAGUGCAUCAUGCAGGACAACAUGAAGCCUCCAUAGCAAAAAGCCCGCGCACGGCAGAGCCGUGCGCGGAAGAAGUCGUCCCGGGCCCGACUAUACCAUCAGGCCAGCUUCGACAAGUCGCCGUCGUUCGAUCACGACGAGAUACACGUUUAAGCUUGCAUCCGUUUUAUUUUACGUUCGAUUUUGCUUUCAAACAAACACACUGCACGAACUGUAUGAGUCUGCAAGAGAGUAUGAUGGCUCUUCCCAACAUACCAGACACAACCAAAAGAAAUAUAGACCCGGAAUACUACAAUGCACAGCAACAGCUGGUUUUCCACCACACAUCCAAGCAUAAUCGUAUCCCUUUCCUCCGUCAGAUGGCUUUGUAGCAGUAAAAUCAAAACUAAACUUAAUCAAAAAUAGUAAAUCAAACCGCACAAAUAAGUGAGGAAGAGAAAGAGAACAGUACAGCAGCGCUCCGGCGCGCCACCUAGCGUCAAAUCAAACAACUACAGAUUGAAGAUAGUUAGUGUACGCGCAGUAAGCCCAAUAUAAUAUACUCAUCCUACAACCGUGCGGACAAAAGAAGACAGGUGUUGAACAAGGUGCUAAUGUCCGUACGGUGUCAUCAACACGACACCUAGACAGCUUGGUGUGUAAACAACUUAUAAUCAAAGCAGUAGUUCACCCCAAACUGCUGUCGCAACGAAAUCAAAUCAUCCCCUACUUCACCACCACAACAUCGCAAAAGACCUGCUGGAACGUCACUGGUAUCGGUGUCAUUUCAACGCGCCUAUCACGCUUCAGUGUUUGGGUUCGGUACACGAUACGGUUUGUUUUGUUUGGGGACACAACCUGAUCCGAGGACCGGAGCGGAAGCAUCGAGUCAUUCAAAUUUGUUUCAAAAGUGACACUAAUUUCGACACUACCGUACCAGCGCCGUGCCGUUUCAACCUGGGCAGAGGGUUGACCCUUUCCAAGGGUUGUGUGGACUAGUCACUAGUUAGGGUUGCGAAGCUAGAUCUCCCCCGUCGAUUGGGUUAAAUAUUCAAAUUUGCAACAAGUAAACCAGCGCCGCGCGUACUAGCGUGACGGUGGACAAUCUGGUUUUGCCUCCUUCCUACCUCCAUCCCUCGCACUAAACUAACGUCUCAGGCACCGGGCACAACAUUCACGGUACACGCCCAAGCCCCGUCCUGCACUAUGCAAGACCUCAUCUCCCCUCCUUCGGUGCGGGUAAUAUGGUUGCGAAAUUGAAUUACCGGCAAAACCGCACAGUUUGCCCUUCAGCCAGAGCUGCUUGCUUCCGAAGCGUGGAUGGUGGUGACGUGAGAAAAUUGAAUGACCACGGAAACGAAACUUUGCAACCCGCUCCCAUCCCCACCCCGUAACUGGUUCAGGAAUUCAAUUACGAAACUGCAACGCAAACCGCAGUCGCCCCAAUCGACCGACGUGUCAACGUGGAUUGGCUCUUGGCUUCUGCUCGCCUCGGUGUGGCCCCAUUCAUUUCCCUACCCUAGCUAUCCCUUUUCUUGUACCUUGUCCACAAACACUCGGGACGACCCUCACAACACUAAACUGUUCGGUUCGAGAUGAUCCAGUAGGGGGUUUUUAAUGUGUUCCCAUAUAUACCGAACCAAACAAACACACACAAGGACGCAUAGGUGAAGGUAGUAGCAUUGCUACAGGUUACACAUCAAACAGCUAUACGUAUACCCCGUACAACAAAAAUAUUCAAACAAUAUCUCUAUGCAUAUAUUACACACUAUAUAAUCGCAACAACAACAGCCAAACAACAACCAAAAUAAAUACAAUGGCGCAGCCCGUGUUAAUCAAACAAGAAAAGCAAAACAACAACCGAAUAUACUAAUAAUAAUCCAGUACUACACAGCUACAUACACAGCACCCAUAUAUACCCAUUUAUACACAUAUAAAGCAAUUAUACACCAAACAUCCUUACCGUAGCGGGACAGUUCCCUAACUUUCUACUGAGAUGGAUUAGAGCAAUAGUGGUAUGGUACCCGUACCCCGUACCGCGUGUCUGUUAGAGCCAAACUGUUAGCAAAAACAAAAACAAUAUUCGUACUAAUAUAUACAUACAUACAUACCAUAUAUACCAAAGUAACAAUUGUAAUACAGGUGAGUUUAUACAACAAACAACAGAUAGUCAAAGCGACGACGCGUACGCGACGCAACUAUAGCCCCCCUCCAACUAGCAUGUUAACGUAGCGAAGCGAAACUCGUAGCCCUUCGAGCAGAUAGAACUACCAACUACAAGAAAAAAAAAACCUACAACAAUAAUAAUAGUAAGUGCAGUUGUGUUGCACCAGAAGCAAAUAGAGCAAAUACAGCCCUUCCCCGUUUUCAACGACGAACCGUUCAAGUAAGCGAAAGGGAAUUGAAUUGCACACGCCACACGCAAGUUACCUCUCGUUUUGCUGAAGCGAGCUGAGGUGAGAUGACAAUUCAGCUACUACCUACUACCCAUUUUUCAGUUCCACACACACAUACACACACAAGGUACACGGCCCACGGGGUUCCUAAGUUUCCGCCCGUUGCGGGACCGAGUUGAUCGAGCUCGAUCGAUGGAACAGGGUGCAGCGGACAGAAACCAAAGCAACAAACCGCUACCAACGCUACUCUGACGGUGUGCAGUGUGCAUACACAUACACAUUAUAUUAACCAGCAAUGGGGAGCGGGAAAAAUGUUGUGAUUUUGUGCCAAUUAUCUUGUAAGACCUUUCCGAUUUCGGAUUGAUUACCGGUAUUUAAUAUGAUAAAAAAAGCGUAAAGAAAGAAGCGUAACACGAUUUUAACACUAGCGAAAAGGUACGACUUAGUUUAGACGAAUUUUUCCACUCCUCACCAGAUGUGGCGCGGCAGUUUUCGUUAGCAGAACGUUAGUAAAAAAAAAAAAAGCGAGCGCCAACCUAACCGCGUUUACAGCGAGUCGAGUCGAGUAGACGUAACGGACGCGCGAACCCGCACGGUAGGGAAUCGGAUGGUUGUAGCAAAGGAUUUGCCAAAUGUAACACUUUAUCGACAAUCGGGUGGGUUGAGAAUGCACGACAGUAUCGUCUUAAUGUGCUUUUGCGUUGUUCGUUGUUGUUCGACUGUUCAAGUGCCACAGAAGCGUAAGCUCGACAAAGCGUUACGGCUGUUACCUUCGGUUGUGGUAACGCACUGCGCUUGACACGUAACAUGUGUUUUUAUUAUUACAAAAGUGUUUGUGUUUUCGGUUCGUGCCCAAGUGUAUUAAGUACAUCUCUUCCAUCCAUUCCGCUACGUUCGAGGUUUUGUUUUUAACGUCUAAUUCUAUCUCUAUUUAAGGCGUAAGAGGCACAGGAUACAGUGGUAAGGAUCGAUCGGUAACGUUUAAAUGAUAGUAUACAUAGGUAAGAGCAGCGAAUCAACGUUUUAUAACAACAAGAACAAAAACAACAUUUAACCUUUUUACAAGCAUUAAGAAUUUGUAGCGUAAUUUAUAGAUAGAGACACAUUCCGGUUCGUUCGUUCAAUACAUUUUAAUUACACGAUUUUGAACGAGGAAAAGAAAAGUAAGAAAAUCGAUUCUUCGAUCAGCUUCCUUAUGCACAACCGCUAUCGCCAUGCCACAAGAAACGGCGAUUGUCAGCGACAUUUUACUCCAAAAAUCAAAACCAAAAACCAAAAAGUAAAGCAACCCAAUUCAGCACUGAUCUUGUAACUUUCAACUCAAAUGCUAUAACUGUAUAUUGCACUGUUUAACGGAUUAUGAAAAACAAAACAAAAAGUCGAAAAAAAGCAGCAGCAAAGAACUCUUUAAAACAAUUCAACUAAUCUCACGAGGAAUUCUAUUUUUCUACAAUGCAUCUUUUUAUCGCUUGCACGGUUUAGGAGAGGAGACGCGGACUAGAUAGAGCCGGUAGGAGAGGAAAGCUAGCUAGAGAUUUAAUCGAAUGGAACUAUUACCCUUUAGCAUUUGUUACGAUUUCGAUGUGUUGGUGGCAUGAAUGGACGCCGCCACAGCGGCAGACACUAGAUCAGCUCACUAGGUGGAGAGGAAAGCGGGAUUUAGUUAGAACAACGAGAGAUUUUUCAUAUUAUGCUGUUACACUGUUUUCUGCGCCUUUUUGGUCAACUAUUACUGCACGCUGCAACUAUUCACUAGGUCACGGCGAAUGCGUUGUUUAGCGAAUUUCUCCUUUCCCUCGGCAGCAGCAGGAGAUGAGAUACGGAUGUGAGUCUUUUAACGGUAGAGUAAGCAUGUACGAGGUGACGCCAUUUUAACACUAACUCGAUUUAGAACAACACAGAAACGCCACACAACACACUGUACCCGACGCUAGCGACAUGACAUGGGACUGAACUGUACGCGAACGACACCAGCCCUUAGACAAAACGACUGUAAGUGCUACUGUAGCUACUUGUGAGUUGCAUGCACUGUAGCGUGUCCCCACGGACGCCCCAACCCUUGUAGAACCAUUACAAAAAGCAGAGGAAAUAGAUAAAGGCGGGAGUGAUCGCAGGUGUACAACAAAGAUGCCGAAACCUAAUGCCCAACAGCCUUACAUGCAGACGGGUAGCGUGCUGCCUCUGAAACCGAACGACUGUUAUUUGCCGACACGUAGCAACACCGACACCCAGCCCUCCCCCCACCGUAGGCCAGUAGUAGUGUGUCGUAGUGCGAAUGCGUAGCCCUCCCCAGCCCUGGUGGCAAUGUUGUUCAAAACCUUCCACUAACCACCAGCGAUGCAUAUUAAUCAAGGGGCUAGGGGUAUAAAUAAACUGAACUGUAUGCGCGCUAAUUUGCACGCGCUCUCAAGCAAAGUAAACGAGAAAUGUAGCAAAGUUAUAGGAGUAGAAUUGCGAAGUAAAAGUGACCCCUGCUACCACAGAAAAGUACGACGGGUACUUGCACGAAAGUGUCCCGAUGGUUAACACACCUACUUCAGCAUCCCUGCCCGGCCCCGCUCCAACCGAAUUGACUGUCCUGCCCCUGCAUCCUGAAUGUAUAUUCGAACGAUCGGAAAGCUUUCCUGUUGAUUCCUCCUGAAACUCCUUUCGUUUGCUAGUCUAGUGCAAUUAGUUUAUGACUUUUGUUAUUUUUCUUGCUUUUUUAUUUUUCUGGUUUUGGCAUAUUUUUGUUUUAUUGAUGCUCUUCUUGUCCUACUUACCGUUUAUGUAUCUGUGUGUACGUUGUUACCUCAAGCUUUUAAGACUAGUUGUGUACGUUGUGUACGUUCCUAUUAUACCAACGGCAUAGAGACUGAUGAGUCGCGCGACUUGCCUUAAAGUUCACUAAAUAAAACAAGAAAAAUAAGCCAACGCCAUAGUUAGCUCAAACCCUUAGCGUAUCUUAUAUAUAUAUCAGUAUUGUUAGCUAAAAACACUAACAACAAUCUAGUAGUCCUACUCCCACCCUGUCGUGUAAAGAAUCGUUAGCGUUAGCAGUACAACAGUAUGUUUGAUAAAGAUUUGAUGCAGUAAAAAAGUACUUCUUUUGCGAUUAUUUCACAUUAAACCUGUAUAGCAGUAUAGAUCACCAAACUCAAAACUUCCCCCAUUCAUCAUGCGUGUGCGUGUGUACAAAUACUCACCCACUGCGCUUAGCAAGCCACCAGCCAAGCCACACCAAGCAUACGAGCUGAAGGUGAGCAAUGGUUACUUCCCACUUGGCUUAGGCUCUUAGAUUCUCGAACCUGUAGUUUGCAACCACGUCACUAUCAUUUCCUACCCUUUCUGUUUAUUUGCGCUAGCUGCGCACGCGAUCAGAUACUUUCCAUGGUUACAAGUAUGCUUUGUUUGUUGUACGUUUGGUUUCGAUUUGCGUAUUCUACUAGCCACGUUUACUAUAUUUGUUUAUUAUACCCAAAAUUUACAUCUCAUUUAUCCCUCUCUUCUCGUCCGUGUUCUUUUCUAUAGUACCAUUCUUUUCCCUUUGCUUUCCAACAGUUUUAACUGCCUCUCAUGAAUCUCCUUUUUAACAUUCUCCUGUUCCUAAUGUUUCCCCCCUUUUUAGGUCUUAAGUUAAGUUAGCAAAAAUUGGAUACAUUUAAAUUAACCAACAACAACAAAAAAUCUAUAUACUAAAUUAUACCAACACACAAACACCAAAAAAAUACACACA